Messenger RNA from Aureobasidium melanogenum CBS 110374, 2325 nucleotides. Its product is annotated as COG4-domain-containing protein. The transcript has 2 exons. The record is from RefSeq and is a predicted model, not a curated record. Lineage: Eukaryota; Fungi; Ascomycota; Dothideomycetes; Dothideales; Saccotheciaceae. Bases 1 to 2325 code for a protein of 774 amino acids.
AUGUUAGCGACAAGUAUGCCAGACACUGGAGAUAUCUACAAGGCUUCUUCGGUCGCCGAAAUACGAGCCACCUUGGCCGAGCUGGGUCAACAGGAAGCUACUGUCACUGCCCGUCUAGAUGCUCUGCUUGCAUCGCAACGCGAUCUUUCACGCCAAUUAACCAAGCUUGACCUCGCAAGAGCUCAUCUAGGCUCUCAGGUCAUCCAGACAAGAUCCAUCAGCAAUGGCAUGCUCUCUUCGGCCGCCUCGACCGCCGCCCGCAUCUCUGGCGCCGUCAACCAGCUCGAUCGCGAACAAGCUGCCGUAAAGUCUACUCUGAAUGUCGUCGACCAGGUCGCCGAACUCAAAGCCUGUGUCUUGGGUGUCAAUGGCUCCAUGGGUGCUGCCCAAGACUGGGAAACCGCCGCUUCAUAUCUCCACCGCGCUUCCCAGAUCCCUGACCACGUCAUCGAUGGUGCUUUCGCCCAAGAAAUCGUUCCUACUGCCGAAGUCCCCGAUGCGCCGCGAGUUACCCUUACUGAAGCCUCGGAGAGUCUGUGUGGCUUGUUCUUGCGCGAGUUCGACAAGGCCGCGAGCGAAGGAGAUGGGCAGAGGGUCACUCGUUUUUUCAAGUUGUUCCCCUUGAUUGGCAAAUCAGACCAGGGCUUGGACGCAUACGGUCGCUAUGUCUGUACUGGCGUAGCUCAAAGAGCAAGGAACAAUUUGAGUGCAACAAAUCAGCGUUCUGAUGGCCUCUUCUAUGCGAGCGCCCUGACAAAACUGUUUGAACAGAUCGCCUUGAUCGUCGAUGGUCAUGAACCUCUGGUCGAGAGACACUAUGGUCAGGGUUCCAUGGCCAAGGUUAUUGAGCGCUUGCAAGCAGAAGCAGAUACCCAAGGUGGCAUCGUACUCGACGCUUGGACUGAUGAGCGUAGCCUUGCAAGAAAGAUCAAGGACGUGAAAUCAUAUGCUUUCUCCUUUCUUGUCCAGAGUUUCCUCCCAAGUCAAAAGUCUUCUGCUGCGAGGUCAUCGUCUCCGGCCUCAAGUCGUGCUAGUGAAGAUGAAAGUGUCAAUAUGAAGGAGAUUGAUGCACUUCUUAGUGAGACUGCCAUGAUGCUGAGCAGAUGGGCUCUAUAUACCCGGUUUGUCGCUACAAAAAUUCACCCUGGAGUCGAAGAACACAUAGCCAUGCCAGAUCUUCUUGCCAACAGCAGGCUGCACAAGAAGAUUGCAGACGCGUUGAUCGAUCCCUUCAACACCAUGUCCACCUUCUUCUUCCGCCGUUCCGUCGAAAAGGCCUUCCAAAUGGACGAAUCGCCUUUCGAGCUGACCUUGAACCCAAACAAGCCUCUCGGCUCCAAUCCGCCCUUCAUUACCUCUGCAGUCGACGAUGUUAUGUAUAUCGUCAACCAAGUAUUGCAACGAACUCUGGCCACAUCACAACGAUCCGUCGUCGCUAGUGUCAUGCCCUCGGUUAGCCGUGUCCUGACAGGCGACUUCUUCGGCAUGAUCCAACGCAAGAUGCGCGACGAGAGCUAUCCCAAAGCUGCCAUCCAAGGGGCGCUACCGCCAGAAAGUGUUAUCAUCUCUUUCCUGGUACUGAUCAACAACUUGGACGUCUCCACUGAUUACCUCCGCCGUAUCGUAAAUACCAAUCUGGGCAAAGCAGACCCUAAUUCCCAAGCCCAAAAUCAACACGCCGCCAUUUCAGACCUUUUCCCAUUCGCCCACGACGCAGUCUUUGUCGAAAAUGCACUCAGCAAUAUUCUCAGCACCUUCGAGUCCAAGACCAGCGAUUUGAUCUCCGAAGCCAUCGAAGUACUCCUCAAACAAGUCAUGCGACCACGUCUACGCCCCGUCUUUGUCGAAACCUUCCGCGAUGUCGAAUACGUUCUCGACGAUGAAGCCACCUCCGAAACCACAGAAUCGGACACUGCAGUUGCCCAACGCUUCGAAAGAGGCUGGAUGCAAUUCACCCGCCCCAUAAAACGCAUCCUCACCGAUCGCACCUACGACGCCCUCAUUACCUCCACAAUCUCGUACCUCGCUCGCGCACUCGAAAAGCGCAUCUGGAGUUACUACGGCCGAGUCAAUGAACGCGGUGCUGCAAAACUCGAACGCGAUAUUUCUGGCAUCGUGAAUGCUGCUGUUAAGGGAGGAAAGUAUUCGCUUAGAGAUGCUUUCCAGAGGUGUACGGAGAUGACGUUGAUUUUGAAUAUGGAGGAGGAUGAGUGGGAGGAGGUUAGGGCGCAGAGUGUAGAGCAGCAGAGGGAGGCUGGACUGGAGUGGCAUCUGGAUGCUAGUGAGAGGGCAAGGACGAGGAGUAUUAUGACUGAUUCGAGAUAA